Molecule: messenger RNA, 1998 nt
Organism: Eptesicus fuscus (big brown bat)
Lineage: Eukaryota; Metazoa; Chordata; Mammalia; Chiroptera; Vespertilionidae
Gene: FAM111B
Product: FAM111 trypsin like peptidase B
Source: RefSeq, a predicted model, not a curated record
AUGCAGCAGACAUUCCCGCACAGCCCGCUGGGCGUCAUCACCACUCCUAGUGCCGCGAUCACCAGCAGGGUUGGAGUGGAUUCUCCCGCUGUCAGUGCUUCUUCGGCAUUUGAGUGGGACCUGGUGUUCUUAGGAGGGAUUGGCAUGGAGGUGGUGGUGGUGGUGGUGGUGGUGGUGCAGGUGGUGGGGGAUUCUUCCCAGCCUUUAGGGUGGAGUGGCGAUGGCCAAGUCCCACAGACGCCACCGCAGGAGCGGGCCGCCUGCUUUGACCUAUAUAACUAUCCCAACGACGUCGAAUGCAUUCUGUUUCAAGUUGUGGCUAUUGGGAAGGGAAUGAAGAAUAUUGUGACGAUCAGGGGACUUCAUGAAAAGGGAAGUACACUUUGUGUCUAUGCCUUGAAGGGUGAGACUAUCCAAGAAGCCCUGUGUAAGGAUGGUCGAUUUCGGCCUGACCUGGACAAAUUAAAGUGGAGACUCAUAGAAAAUCAUAAGAAGGUUUAUGGAAAACAGUCCAGAGUGGAGGACAUAUCUGGGAAAACCUUAGAAAUGGAAAUUCUUAAAAAGCGUACCCAUAAGAAAAUUGAGCAGAAGAAUGCAAGUGCCACUGGUGAAAUCAGUCCCCAGGAUCUGAUGCCAUCUCAGGUCCAGGUCCUCGAACCAGAGGCAGGUGGAGAGACUGAAGAUGUAGAAUACAGCCGAAAUACUGUUCUCCCACCUCGAAGUCUAGGACAUGAUAUUGAAGAUAAAAAACGCCGGACAAUUUCCGAAAUUAAAAAUCAUUAUCGGAAAAAUCACAAAAUAAAAUACAGGAAACAAAUCUCACUCAUUCGGCAAAGUCCACAUCUGGGUAUGCAAUCUGCUAUUAAUUGGGAUAUCCAGGAGAAGACAACUGAUCCCUGGCUAAAGAAUUGCAAAAUAUUGGAUGAAGUUAUAAUUCAGCAAUAUCCAAAUUUUAGUAAAUAUGCACUUCAUAUGAAAAAGUUUUUUCGGGAAGACCAGAGGAAAAACAAACUGUCACCAUCUCAACAAUUCAACAUAUAUGAAAAGUACUUUGCAAAAGCAACUAAAAAUUCUACUACAGUUGUAAACUAUGAGUUUCGUACCCAACGUAGUAAUUCAGUUGGGUUCAUCUAUUGGGACAAUAAUGGAAACACAGGCAAUGCUACUUGCUUUGUCUUCAAUGAUGGAUGCAUUUUCACCUGUCAGCAUGUUGUAGACAUGAUGGUGGGAGAAGGCACAGAUCCAAGUUUGUGGCCAGAUAUAAUAAGCAAAUGUGCAAAGGUAACUUUCACUUAUAAAAAAUUACACUGUUUUCCUGAAGAAUGCUUUUCCAUUGAGCCAUGGUUUGAAGUGUAUAAUAAAGAUCUGGAUUAUGCCAUUUUAAAACUAAGAGCAAAUGGAAAUGGAUUUCCUCCAGGCCUAUCAGGCAAAUUUCCUCUUUGCCAUCUAGUGGUUAUUUAUUUAAUUGGUCACCCAGAAGGCCAGGUCAAGCAAAUAGAUGAGUGUGCUGUGAUUACUAUAGUGGAUCGUGCAAGGAGGUACUCAGACCUUGCUUUCUCUAUGUUUACUCCAAGAAGUUUCCCACCUGUGGCUUGGCGCGGUGAUGCACUUAGUUAUGAUACUUGUUUUAUGGAGGGGUCCUCUGGCUCCCCAGUGUUUAAUGCAGCUCACCAAGUCGUUGCUAUACACUCCUUCGGACAGUUUUAUGAAUGUCAAGGUAAGAAGUGUGGCUUAAUUGAAUUUGGCUAUUCCAUGGAAUCAAUUCUUCGUGAUAUUAAACAGAAAAAUGAGGCCUUUUAUAAACUGUUAACCGAAGAGAAAAAUGAGAACCUCAAUCAAGAGAAAAAUAAUAAACAAGAGUCGUCACUCCAAAAUCAUCAGAUGGAACCGAUGGAACAUUAGAAGAAAAUAUGCCAAGAAUUUAAAGCAUGUGGGGCUGCUUUCUUAAAGUAUAAUAACUGGAUUAAAAAACAUUUAGUGAAUCGUGUGGAUGUGCAA